GCAAAUUUUAUCUUUUACUUUUAUCAAUGCUUCCCCUAUUUAUUUAGCUUUAACUCAGGCCGUGCAACGCACGGGUUCGAGUCUAGUAGUUCUCAAGGAAGGGAGUAAUUACUCUUGGGAAUAUGAAGUGGCCCAGCGCUGGUAAUUUCACUUUAUUGUAGUGUCCCUCCCUCUUCUCUUCAAAUGCAAACGUAGCUUUGAUCGCAAGUGACCGAAGGACUUAUACAUACAUAUAUACUCCGUAUAUACCACUCCUCUUCCCAAUUAACUUCGACUCAACCCAUAAUGGCAAUCAUCCCUCAUUCCGACGCCGGCUUUCGUCAAUUCUCAGACGUGGUCGCCGCCGCCGGCAACAACGACAAUAUCCACCACCACCACCACUACCACCACUACGAGCGCAACAACCCCCGCCCCCUCGGCGAAGACGGCACUACGUCGUCCGAUACGAAGCAAACUUACCGCGUCUACUGCAAGGCAGACGCGGGCUUCUACUUGGCGGCGGACGGCGCGGUCUUCCUCGCACCCAACGACCCGUCCGACCCGCGGCAGCGCUGGGUCAAGGAAGACCGGCGCAGCGCCCUCGUCACGGACAAGGACGGGUUCCCCAGCUUCGUCCUGGUCAACAAGGCCACCGGGCAGGCGAUCAAGCACCCGGACGCCGCCAGGAAGCCGGUGAAGCUGGUUCCCUACGACGACGACGGCGGAGAAGGGGGUGGUCCCGACGGAUGGCUGCUGUGGACGGCGGGGGACGUGGCGGGGGACGACGGGUGCAAGGCCAUCCGCGCGCAGAACAACACUUCGCUGUGCAUGGACGCCCUGAAGGGGACAAAGAAGCUCGGCGGCGUGCGAGAGGGGACGGUGGUCGGAAUGUGGGAACCAACGUUGGAUCCUUCUUCCCCAUUCAUCUUCUUGAAUUAAUUAAAUCUUAAUUAUCACUCAUUCCGUACGUUGUUUCGUUUUGUUUGCUUGUUUUGCACUUUUGCCAUCCCAUAAAAAUCUUUUUGAAAUGUUGGGGAAAUAAGCAGCUCCCAAAAUAAUUACGGAGUACGCCU
Molecule: messenger RNA, 1052 nt
Organism: Cuscuta campestris
Lineage: Eukaryota; Viridiplantae; Streptophyta; Magnoliopsida; Solanales; Convolvulaceae
Source: the annotation of a GenBank genome assembly